GUGGUCGGUGCACACAGCGGGGGCAGUUCAGAACACGGGUGGGCGGUGCACACAGCGGGGACAGUUCAGAACACGGGUGGGCGGCGCACACAGCAGGCACAGUUCAGGACACAGGUGGUCAGUGCACACAACAGGGACAGUUCAGGACACGGGUGGUCGGUGCACACAGCGGGGACAGUUCAGGACACUCACGGUAAGCAGCUUGCAGACCCUCAGCGGCAGGCGGCUCCAGACAGGGACGACCAGCGGUCAGCGUUCCAGGGACAACCAGCGAUCAGCAGACAGCAGCAGCUCCCAGGGCAUUCAGCAGCAGACAGCUUCCAGGGACAUGCAACUACGGACAGUGUGCAGGGUCCCUCAGCAGCAGCUCCCAGGGCACUCAGCAGCAGACAGCUUCCAGGGACACGCAGCCACGGACAGUGUGCAGGGUCCCUCAACAGCAGCUCCCAGGGCACUCAGCAGCAGACAGCCUCCAGGGACACGCAGCCACAGACAGUGUGCAGGGUCCCUCAGCAGCAGCUCCCAGGGCACUCAGCAGCAGACAGGGUGCAAGGGUGCCCAGUAGACAGGCUUACAGACUGGCAGGGUCUCAGCUGUGGGGUCUGACCUUUGAGGAGAAGGCUCAUGCAGAGCUGUGGAGACUCCCAACCCUGGGGUAUUGCAGAGGGCUACAGUCCUGACCUUUUGGGGGUCUGCAGAGUGUGCAGGGGGGAUGGCUGGGGA
Staurois parvus is the source of this 723-nucleotide messenger RNA. The record is from the annotation of a GenBank genome assembly. Lineage: Eukaryota; Metazoa; Chordata; Amphibia; Anura; Ranidae.